AUGUCGUCAGACCGCAGCAGCAAGCGACGCCGCACGACGCCGCCCACCGCGACUCCGCUGCCCACCGCGACUCCGCUGCCCACCGCGACUCCGCUGCCCACCGGCGGCGCAGUGGUCCAUGGAUUUGACCUUGGCGCGCUCAUCCUUCCGGAGGAGCAAGGCAGCACCAGCUUCGAAGACGCGGUGCCGGAAUCGGUAGCGCACUUCAUGAGGGACGCAAUCAAAACACACGGCAUGCUGAUUAUCCGAGGCCAGCGGCCGAGCGAGGAGCGCGCGAGAGAGCUGGUGGCCUUUGCGAGCCAGUUUGCGGCGCCGGGCGCGCUCUUCGAUCCGGUCCGCGCCAUCCAGUUUGAAGUGGACGGCGGUGGCCAGCCGGGCUUGCCAAUGGUGCGGGCGUUGGGAACGGUCAAAGACUCGAUGCUGUGCCGGAUGGGAUACGAGUGGCACGUCGACGCGUCGGAUCUGACCAUCCUGUACUGCGAGACUGCACCGGCCGCCGGCGCCGAGACCCUCUUCGCCAACGCGAUCGAGAUGCACGAGGCGCUCUCGCCAGAGCAACAGGCGCUCGCCGAGUCGCUUCGCGUGGUCUACUCGGCGCGGUAUUCGGCGGGCGGGCCGGCGUGGCUGGACGCCGAGUGCGGCCUGCGCAUGAACGCGACAGGCACGCGCCUCGCUCGGCCCGCUCUGCGGCGCAAGCCGACGUGGGAGCUCGGCGCCUCGCAGCCGGUCCCCGCCGCGAUCGACGUGCACGGCCGACGCGCCCUGCAGCUCUCGCCAAAGAAUUUGGACCACUUCGUGGGCUACGAGCACGAGGCGAGCCAGCGAAUCGCCCACGAGCUGCUGUCGGCGGGCUUGGGCGCGCCGGUGAGCGUCGCGCCUCUCGAUCCGGACUCGCUGCUGCCCACUCGCCCGACCGAGUUUGGCCCGCGCGUCUAUGCGCAUCAGUGGGAGGCGGGCGACCUCAUCGUGUGGGACAAUGGCUACUUUGCGCACUCGACGACGCCGGUCGAGUUUUACCGCGGGGAGCGCAAGAUUCUGCAGAUCAUGUUCUCGGGCGAGCGCGCGGGCGUCGCUGGAGGCUCCGGAAGGCUGAUGAACCCGGGAGGCGGACAGGGCACCGCGCAAGGCGAAGAAGACGCGCGCUUGGCGCAGGCGCUUAGCGGGGUCCGGUCGGGGUUGCCGUCCACGAGAGACCAGGCGGAAGAGGCGCAGAAAACGUAG
This is a messenger RNA of Emiliania huxleyi CCMP1516, 1221 nucleotides long. RefSeq lists its product as hypothetical. The record is from RefSeq and is a predicted model, not a curated record. Gene Ontology annotation, molecular function: oxidoreductase activity. The transcript has a single exon. Lineage: Eukaryota; Haptophyta; Isochrysidales; Noelaerhabdaceae. Bases 1 to 1221 code for a protein of 406 amino acids.